AGCUUCUCUGAUUCGAUUCUUGUUGAAAAAGCUGUUGGCAGUGGCACCAUUCAUUCCAUCCGAGGGUUGUAUUGUAGUGGUACCGUUCGAUACGAUCUACUUUCCAUACACCUAACUGCGUCUACGAUUGUCUCUUGGCAACCAUAAUGAAGCUAUAGUGAAGCGCCCACUACUUGCUAGCUAGCUCUAAUAAGAGGCACAGAAGAAAGGCAUCGAAAUUGCUGGCUGGCUGGUGGUACCGUAGGAAUAGAAGUUCGAGUGGUCUUCGUGUCAGCGGAUCAAUCGAAUCGAAUCUCUGCCAUACGGGAUUCUGUUGUUGUUGUCGUUGUGGCGGCUGAAUACUAUCUCUUUUGGUGGUUUGUGGGGAGGGGUUUGUCAAACAAAGAAGGGAAGAAAAGAAAGCUGUAACGACUGUGUUGGGAAGCAGCCAAAGAGAGUUGCGCGUCGACAGCUCACGGGCGAGAAAGUUCAAGAUUCUGCUGGCUAGCUAGGAGCAACAAUUUGCUUUUCCGUGGACAUUGGAAUAGAGUCGAAUCGAAUCAGCUCUCUCUCUCCAUUGGCAAUCUGAUCUGCUAUCUGUCUCUGACUACCAAUCCUCGAAUCAAUCAAACCAUCGAAUCGAACCAUGGCCACCGCCCCGAAUGGCUCUGCCAACGCGGAGGGCAACAACCACAGUCCCAUUCGCCCCAGAGGAAGCCUGCUGUCGUCUACCAACACCAAACUCAGCCGUAGUCAAUGGAAACGAGCGCGCAAAGCCCGACGGGAAGCCAAAGUCGUCCAAAAGUCUGCCUCUCAUGUCGAUAAGAUCGUUCGAGAAUUGACCGAAGGAUUGCCUUUCUUGCUCAACACACCCAAUCAACCCAUUGCCAAGUUUCAUCGCAGUGAAAUUGUUGUGGGAAAUCUACUGGGAAGAGGAGUCUUUGCUCGGGUCUACGAAGUCAAAGAUUUCGAUUUGCACGAUGAAGACGAAGAAGAAGAAGUCUCGGAACGACUGUCGCCUCAGCAACAAAUCAUUCAAGAAAUGGGAGGAAACGGAGGAGUGCCACCUUUUGACAGCAGUAGUAGCAGCCAUGGCAGUAGCAACUUUCCUCAAAACCAACAACUCAUCAACACGGUCGAUGACAGGCCCCUCGGAGCCAUUGCCGAAAGUGAGAGUGACGAAGAAGACGAUGCGUGGGGCGCUCGGACAAGAAACCAAAGACAAAGACGACAACAACAGCAACAAAGACCUCGACAACAGCAACCACAAAAUGGCGGUGGAGGUGGCAGCAGCACGGAUUCGCCCAAUGGGGAUGACUCUACUACGGCUGGAACGUCCUCCACGGCUCCCAUUAGUGCUCCGCCCACACCACCUUUGCCACCGCAAGCCUUGUUGGAAGACGAAGGAAGUGCACGGACGGUACGGUUUGGGACCAAUAAUCGAGGGUCCUCAUCACUGGUACCCCACAACAGCAACAGCGUUCGGGCAGCCCGUGGCAGCAUGCCCAAUCGACCGUCUCUGCGCUUUAGCACGUCCAAUUAUCAACGCAAUUUCAUGUCGUCCAAUCAUCUAGAUCUGGAUCAAUCGACCCUACGGCUCAAAGCAAGAGAUGUCGUUCAAAGUGGAGAAAUGGGAUAUGCCCUCAAGCAUCUGACACAAACGCUAUUGAGAAAUCCAAAAGAUUUUUACUUGGCUGCAGCGGCGCUCCUGGUGGAAGCCAAAUACUUGUCCAAACUAAAUCAUCCCAACAUUAUCAAAGUCACGGGACUAGCCAUGAGCGGUGCUGGUAUUGUGGAACAAGAAACACCCAAACAACAACCCAAAAAGAGCAUUUCCUCACGUUUCUUUGACGACGCUAGUAACGAUAACGAUCACGGUCCCAAGAACGGGCUAGAAAGUGCGCAACACGACAGCUACUUUCUAGUCUCGGAGCGAUUGACGGACACGUUGGACCGAAGGAUACGACAAUGGAAGCGGGAUCAACCCGCACGAAAGAAACUCUCCGAGUUGACCAGUGGACAGAAAAUACAAGCGUGGAAACACAUGAUGCGGAAAACCAGCUAUGCAUUGCAAAUAUCCAAUGCAUUGGCAUACCUACACGAACGCAACUUGUUAUAUCGAGAUCUUAAGCCCCCGAACAUUGGCUUUAGCGGUGACAAUCAAACCAUUGUGCUGUUCAAUUUUGGACUGUGUCGCGAACUGAAUCCGGCGACGCUCAAGGUUCGAGAAGAUCCCGUAACGGCACUCUUCGGAGCUUUGAGUUGGAGGUAUACAGCCGUCGAAUGCUUCCCCCAGCCUGUCGUGGCCACACCGGCGCAACUCGUGGCCAGCAGUACACGUUUCUUGCAGAAUCACAGCUCUCGCAGUUUUGGAUUGGAUUCACUGUCCAGCAGUCUGCAUGGGAGAAAGGGAGGGCGCAAAUACGCGUCGUCGGAGGAUGUGUCUCCCCAGGAAGUGCAGCGUGAACUCCUGGCGGUUCAGGAAGAGUAUCAAGAAGAAAUAAUUAGUGCAUCGAUGCACAAUAAUUCCGCAGGCUCGUCUCGUUCCCGAUCCAAUACGCCACGUCCGAAUUUGCCAGAGGACAUCAGCAACAACGACAAGAAGAAGAAGAAGAAGAAAAAGGUCCAAGACUGUGUGCACAUGGUCAAGGCAUCGUACGACGUAAAUGUUGAUGUGUACAGCUGGGCAAUGGUGUAUUAUGAAAUGUUGACACUCAAUCAGCCAUUUUCGGGCAUGACGCAGAAGGAGCAUCUGCGAAAAGUCGCCGGUCCAAAGGGAGGUCAACGGCCGGGGGUGUAUCAGUUCGAUUUGACACCAUCCAUGAUAUCGUUGUUGCAACGCGCCUGGGAUCAAAACCCAAAGAAACGACCGACCAUGGAGAGCGUAGGUCGAAAUCUUCAACUGAUCCUUCGCGAGCUCGAAGUUCUCAUCAAAGCAGAGCAAAAGGUGCUGCUGAAGAAAGCUGGUGGCACGGAAGAAGCAGUGGCAGCGCUGACAUCUCGGGAAGAACGGGCGGCAAGGCGUGCCAAAUUAAUUAUGGAAGAAACAGAGCGGAUGGUCAACAGUGCGCGAUCUCCGCUGAAGCGCGUGGGGAAAAACUCCUCUGUUUUGAAAGCAGUGAUAAAGCAAGUCGAUGGACUGUUUGCAAAGAAUCGUUAUCGCCGAGGCGAUGUCCGUGACAGCGUCAUGGGGCCACCAGCUACUGCCCUUUUGGGGACGACACCAGCCCCCAAUGUCAUUCCUGGUCUUGCUAAUCCCGCAUCAACACCGGGAUCUCGGGAUUCCAUUGCAACCGCAACCGAUAUCGAUGUUGAUGCGUUGGAGUAUGAAGCAUGGAGCAGCGACGGGGGAGACGAUGGAGAGUCGCUGUCUAUGGAGUCGGAAGAUCCUUCUUCGCUGACAGACAACUUCGGGGAAACUGCAGGCAAUCGAGAUAGUGCACCAGCGGAAAACGCAGAAUUUGAGAUUCCUGUCAUUGUUGAGGAAGACGAGAACGAAGAAGGAAGCGAUGCAGAUGUGGUGGGAGAUGCAAUAUCUGCUUUUCGAAACAAAAAGAAAGAAACAAAAUCACAGCAAAGCCUCAGCGGAAACACAGGCGAGCGAGUUCCCAGAUCGCGGAGAAAAACGAAGUCUGACUCAAUGAAGUACAAAUCCCGCAAAAACAUGCUCGACAACUUUUCCUUGGAACGUCGCGGUACGAAUCGCAUGUCUCGCAGAACAAUGAGGUUAUCACGUGCCAGUGUUUGGAUGAUGCGGCGGGACGUUCGAAUCUUUGUCAUUCUUUUUUCCAUUGCAGUAACGGCAGCAUUUUGCGGUGCGGGAUGGUCUUGGUACAAGAGGCGACAACGAACUUGGCUUGGAGUUGAUUUGGAGUAUUUGGGAGUGCAUAACAAGUCAAACGCCAGGGAAGUUCUCGAAGGUGCCAUCAUGGAUGCCUGCCGUCACGAAGUCGUGCCAGAAAAAGAUCCGAAUGUUCCUAUGAUAUUCCAGGGUGGUGCUCUUUCUCCAGUGGAUUUGGAGUGCACCGAUAAAUUGCAAAGGCAACUGGACGAUAAAAUGGCUCGGGUUACUGGUGUACCGGUUAAGAAGCCCAACUCUGCAUUCGUUGGUUUUUUGAACCUUCAGCAGUUCGACCGGCCACCACCACAGCCGAAGAAACGAUGGCGGAGGAAGAGGGUUUGGAAGUUUUUCCGAGAGCCAGACUCGAAUAAGGCUUCCUCGCCUCCGUCCUAUCCUUCACGCGUUGACUAUCCGGCCACCGAACGCAAGGAGGAGUCAGCCAAUGCUCUUGUUUCUGAACAUACCCGCACGGAAGCGGAAAUGUCUUGCGACGAAUCCUGUACGGAAAGAGAAGAAAUCGCCGACAUGUUUCCAAGCAGUUUGCAAACGACCUGGGGAACACUAUUCGGGCAGAAACGAAGUGCUGAGCAACGCUCGAAUGGGUUAGGUGAAGAUGAGGAUGUACAUAUUAUGAUCCCCGAUACCAAAGGAAAGAAUCCUCCUGAGCUCACCGAUUUGGAAACAGCACCCGUCGAAGAGGAAGCGCCAUCAUCAGUGCGGCUACCGGUAUAGAGGAAAGGAGCAAGGCCAUUGUGAAAACUCCAAAGUUUUUUCUAAUGUAGUGUUAAGCUAGCGCAUAGUGUGUAUG
Molecule: messenger RNA, 4628 nt
Organism: Seminavis robusta
Lineage: Eukaryota; Bacillariophyta; Bacillariophyceae; Naviculales; Naviculaceae
Source: the annotation of a GenBank genome assembly